UUACCGUAGACAUUUCGGUGGAAACGGCCCUCUUUUAAAGUUCCUGGGGGAAGAGGGAAGGGACCCGGACAAGUCAAAGAAAAGGGGCCACGAUUCAGCAAAGAGGAUCAAUUUUAAGGCAUUUUUCAUCCCAGGACGACUGCCGUUAGACCGAAGACAGGGUGCAACCAACGCGGAAAACCAAGGUCUUGACUGCUCGAGAACGUCAGAAAAUAAAGAAAAUGGCGGAGCCAGACAAAUUAAACAUCGACUCUAUAAUUCAGCGUCUCCUGGAAGUAAAGGGCUCUCGGCCAGGGAAGAACGUCCAGCUGACAGAGGGUGAGAUACGUGGCCUUUGCCUAAAAUCCCGUGAAAUCUUCCUGAGCCAGCCAAUCCUGCUUGAAUUAGAAGCUCCCCUCAAAAUCUGUGGUGAUGUACAUGGUCAAUACUAUGAUCUGCUCCGGCUGUUUGAAUAUGGAGGCUUCCCCCCAGAAAGCAACUACCUGUUCCUGGGUGACUACGUAGACAGAGGAAAGCAGUCAUUGGAGACUAUCUGCCUGCUUCUAGCCUACAAGAUCAAAUAUCCAGAGAACUUUUUCCUGCUGCGUGGAAACCAUGAGUGCGCUUCUAUUAAUCGAAUCUAUGGCUUUUAUGAUGAGUGUAAGCGACGGUAUAACAUUAAGCUGUGGAAGACCUUCACAGACUGCUUCAACUGUUUACCUGUGGCUGCCAUUGUAGAUGAGAAAAUAUUCUGCUGUCAUGGAGGCCUCUCUCCUGAUCUUCAGUCAAUGGAGCAGAUCCGCAGAGUAAUGCGACCCACAGACGUGCCUGACCAGGGUUUGUUGUGUGACCUGCUGUGGGCUGAUCCAGACAAAGACGUGCUGGGCUGGGGUGAAAACGACCGUGGUGUCUCCUUCACAUUCGGGGCAGAUGUGGUGGCCAAAUUUUUGCACAAACACGACAUGGACCUGAUAUGCAGGGCGCAUCAGGUGGUAGAAGAUGGUUAUGAGUUUUUCGCAAAGAGGCAGCUCGUGACCCUGUUCUCGGCUCCCAACUACUGUGGAGAGUUUGACAACGCCGGUGCCAUGAUGAGUGUGGAUGAGACACUCAUGUGCUCCUUCCAGAUUCUGAAGCCAGCAGAUAAGAAAUUGUAUCCUUAUGGCGGAGGGGGAGGAAUGGGAUCUGGGAGACCGGUCACCCCACCACGAAAUACAGCCAAGGCCGCCAAGGCCAAGAAAUAACACCCGCUGGGUCCCCCUCCCACAAUCUGUCACCUCCCCUGUCGGUCCAACGCUCCUUUAUUUUUUAUUUUUUUCCCCCCCUCUACCUCCUAAACUUGUUUCUCCCUCAUCACCAAAUGGCAACAAAGCAGACAAGUGUCCAGGGUUCAAUCAUGUUUUUUUUUCUCUAAAAUAUUUUAACUGUUGAUUUGGCUGUUUGCGUGCAAUUUUUUUUGUGUGUGUGUUUUUAAAAAAACAAAGUGAGAAUGAUGUAGAUAAAAUUGCUGUAUUCUGUAUGUAUGUGUUUUUUCUUCCUGUGCCCUCGGAUCUGUUUUCCUGUCAUUUUGUAUGGAUGGGUUCUUGCUCAUCUGUGAUGUAAUUUCAAACCUGGGUGCAGGGGGGAAGAAGGGAAGUGGGAGAGAAAAAGAGGAGCCAUAGCUGUUUAUGUUAAGGCCCUGCACUGUUUAAUGCUAAACACAAGCUUUUGUACAUCCUGUUUCAGAGGUCUGUGUAUGUCUAUGUGAUGGGUGGGGAGGGAGGGACGGGGGGCAUGGUCAAACAGUAACGGCACAUACCACGCACACAGGGUGCACAGUUGGAUAUAUGUACAGGUGAAUCCUUGAAUGAAGUGGAUUCCCAAUGAUAACAUUUUUUUUUUCUCUUCCAUUUUUUUGAAAACCAAUGAUUUGAGAAUGCGGUCAUGGAUGUGAAAUAGUUAUGCUUCAUUUUCUUUUUUUUCUUUUUUGUAGAUACAUGAAACCAACUUGGUUUGAUUUUCUUUCCUGUUUUUGUUUUUAGUUCACUGAAAGUUAAAGACGAAUAAAAAUAACCAUGUAUUUGAAUUAUGCCA
Messenger RNA from Micropterus salmoides (largemouth bass), 2049 nucleotides. It is a transcript of the gene ppp1caa, whose product is annotated as protein phosphatase 1, catalytic subunit, alpha isozyme a. The record is from RefSeq and is a predicted model, not a curated record. NCBI's taxonomy places the organism in Eukaryota, Metazoa, Chordata, Actinopteri, Centrarchiformes, Centrarchidae. The transcript has 8 exons. Gene Ontology annotation, molecular function: protein serine/threonine phosphatase activity. Gene Ontology annotation, cellular component: nucleus; cytoplasm. Bases 222 to 1220 code for a protein of 332 amino acids.